AUGACUAACUGCACCACCGAUUGGAGCAACGUCACGCUCGCUACUUUCAACCAGACUCUACUCAAUGAUACCUCAUUGUGUACGAAGUGCACCUGCCCUCUCGUCCUGGACGGCGAGCAGCUGUCAUGGGUGCGAUACUACCCGAAUCUGGCGGGCAACGUCCUCUACGCAGCUCUCUUCGGCCUGUUCCUCGUGCUGCAGCUUUUCUUUGGCAUUCAGCGCAAGACGCGUGGAUACAUGAUCGGCAUGACCCUUGGAUUGAUUCUUGAAGUCUUGGGCUAUGUCGGACGCAUUCUUCUCCGCUACUCGAUGUUCGAAUUCUCGUGGUUCUUGAUGUACCUCGUUCCCCUCACCAUCGCCCCGGCUUUUAUCUCCGCCGCUAUUUAUUUGACUCUGUCGCGGAUCAUCACAAUCUACGGUGCUGAGCACGCCCGCUUCCGCCCGCAGGUCUACACCUACAUCUUCAUCACGUUCGACAUCAUCGCCCUGCUGCUGCAAGCCGUGGGUGGUGCCGUCGCCUCCAUCGCCGACGCCUACUCGUCCAUGCAGGAUCAGGGCGUGCACGUCAUGGUCGGUGGCCUUGCGUGGCAGGUGGUGUCUCUGUUCAUCUUCUCGUGCCUGGCUCUGGAUUUCUAUCUACGUGUGAACCGUGCUAGCCGCAAAGGAGUCCCGCUCAACCCGGCGUUUGACUCUCUCCGCGCCCAGCGGUCCUUCGAGCCCUGGUUCAUUGUCUCCCUGUCUCUGGCCGUCCUGUUCAUCUUUGUGCGGAGUGUGUUCCGGUGUGCUGAGCUACAGGGUGGAUUUGGCGGCGAGUUGGCCAAUGAGGAGAUCACAUUCAUGGUGCUGGAGGGAGCGAUGAUGGUGCUCGCUUGCGGGUUGUUGACAUUCUUCCAUCCCGGAUUGAUUUUGGGGGCUAGGGAGUGGGCGUUGGCUAAGUGGAGUCGCGGCGGUAAGGGGGCUUAG
This is a messenger RNA of Aspergillus tubingensis, 963 nucleotides long. RefSeq names its product RTA1 domain-containing protein. NCBI's taxonomy places the organism in Eukaryota, Fungi, Ascomycota, Eurotiomycetes, Eurotiales, Aspergillaceae. Gene Ontology annotation, cellular component: fungal-type vacuole; plasma membrane. The transcript is spliced from 2 exons. The record is from RefSeq and is a predicted model, not a curated record. The coding region runs from base 1 to 963 and encodes 320 amino acids.